AUGGUUAAAGCCAGCUGCGUGUGCGGAGACUCCGCGUAUGACUUUACUGGUAAAUACCAGGCCUUUAUUGCCUGCCACUGUAUACCUUGCCGCAAGGUCACCGGCGCUGAUCGGUCGCUGAAUCUGGUUGUGCACAAGGACGAGGUGACAGUCACCUCAGGCACAGACAGACUGGUCUCUAGACGGGCUGACAGUGGCAAGGAUUUAACUUAUCACCAGUGCAAGAAUUGUGGGAACACCAUGUUUGCGAUAUCUGCAAACGCCCCUGAGAUGUACUUUUUAAAGGCCGGUCUUAUCGAUGACAACGACUUCCUGAAUGCGCUCGGACCGCCCAAGACGGAAAUCUAUUGCAAAUAUCUGCUGGACUGGGAGAAGACCUUUGACGGGGCGCAAGUGACGCAGAACUAG
This is a messenger RNA of Diaporthe batatas, 408 nucleotides long. RefSeq lists its product as uncharacterized. The record is from RefSeq and is a predicted model, not a curated record. Lineage: Eukaryota; Fungi; Ascomycota; Sordariomycetes; Diaporthales; Diaporthaceae. Bases 1 to 408 code for a protein of 135 amino acids. The transcript has 3 exons. Gene Ontology annotation, molecular function: carbon-sulfur lyase activity.